Oppiella nova is the source of this 1323-nucleotide messenger RNA. Lineage: Eukaryota; Metazoa; Arthropoda; Arachnida; Sarcoptiformes; Oppiidae. The record is from the annotation of a GenBank genome assembly.
UGAAUUGAAUGGAUGAAGAACUGGUUGAAUCCAGUUUGCAAUGCAGUCAUAGACUUCUCAUACACCAGAAUCUGACGCAACUCUCACUGAAUGCUGUCAUAGGAAUGGACUUCUCAUAUGAUAUACAAUGAGAAGACAUUGAAAGUGCAAAUUGUAUCACAUUUUGCUCUUAACUACCAUUUUAUGGAUAUUUCAAUUGAAAUCAAUUCAUGAUUUAAUGUUCAUUUGUAUAGCAUUGCAAACAUAUAACUCGUACCAACUCUGGUCAUGACUAUCGACGGCCCGGAAUUAGUUGUCUUUGAUUUCGACGAGACUAUAGUUGACUGCAAUUCGGAUACAUUUAUCAACGAAUUGGCCACCGAUGGCGUCAUCCCCGAAGAGAUUGUUCAGAAAUACUACGAUCACAACAAUUGGAUCGCUUAUAUGAAGCAAGUCCUCACAUAUCUUCACAAAACGGGUGUCACUGAAGAACAGAUCCGAAGUUGUCUCAAACGAAUGCCACUCAUCGCUGGUAUGAAAGACCUCAUCUUCAAUCUCAAGAACUCUGGUCCACAGAAGUAUGAAUUGAUAAUCAUUUCCGAUGCAAACACUGUAUUCAUCGGACAGUCUCUUGAAUUCAAUCAAAUGGAUAAAGCAUUUCGCAAAGUCUACACAAAUCCGGCCAAAUUUGAUGGCAAUGGAUGUCUUCAAGUGGAAGAAUAUCAGGACCAGAAUUGGUGCGAUAUAUCUGCCCAUAAUCUGUGCAAAGGAUAUGUAUUAAUGGAUUACAUAAGUAAACGCAAGAGUGAGGACAAAAUGCAAUUUUCUCGGGUGUCGUAUGUGGGCGACGGACUCAACGACGUCUGUCCGGCACUCAAACUCACGAAUAACGACAGAGUGUUCGCCCGCACCGGUUAUCCGCUUCACAAACGACUGGCCCUUAAUCCCCAAUUCAACGCUAAAUUAUACCCCUUUGCUGACGGCAAUGACAUCUGGAAUGUCUUAGACACCCGUUCCCAUCAUACUAACACUAUUCAAUAGAUUUAUUUUUAAUUGUAUUUAAAUUUAAUUGUAAUGUCGAGUAUUAAUGAAAUUUAAUCCAAUUUCUGUUUAAUUGAUGAAAUAUUACUUUAAAUAAUUUCCAUGGUUUCAGUUUAACUCUUAUAUUAAUUAGUCAACACUUAAUGGUUAAACCCAUUAAUACAAGUCUAUUACUUAAUGACAAUUCUUUCAAUCCGUCCUUUCCUUAAUAUUUUAAUUAAUUUAAUUUAUUACAAUCAAUAGAUUCACCAUAUAUUGUAAUUAAUGUUAACUCAAUUUUAUUUAUUGUAUAAUUUAUUUCGC